Diatraea saccharalis (sugarcane borer) is the source of this 786-nucleotide messenger RNA. Lineage: Eukaryota; Metazoa; Arthropoda; Insecta; Lepidoptera; Crambidae. The record is from the annotation of a GenBank genome assembly.
AUGGAUGUUGCUGGUGACAAUUGGAGGCUGGCCCUGACAGAUGCCAAAGUUCCAGACUCGGGAAUAUACUGUUGCCACGUGUCAACCCACCCACCAAUGCUGAAACGUUUCAAACUCAUCGUACAUCCGCCAGAAAUAAGAAUGAGUAAAGAGGCUUUUCUCGAGAGCGGUGAAACACUUUCGCUGAAGUGCGCGGUGGUGUACUUACAUCCUGGGAGUGUGGAGCCUGCAUUGCGGUGGUAUAAAGGCAAUACUACAACCCCAUUAGAUGAGCAGAGAGGGGGUGUUUUGAUUGAAACCGAUCAUUUGACGUUGACAAGUCAUUUACAGGUGGCCCGACUGAAAACUGAAGAUGCUGGCAACUAUACUUGCGUAUUGGAAGCCCCUUUACAAAUGAAAGCAAUGGCAAGAGUUCACGUUUUGCAAGGUAUGUUGUUUCACCAUCUUGUUAUAACAUUAGGACUAGCUUUAUUACUAGUUUUAAACCAUUAUCCGACCAACUUAAAUCGUCUUCUUUAUUUGCUUUUCUAUUAUUGUACUAAGUACUAACUUCAGUCAGCGUUUUAUUAUAAGACGAAUAGUGUUAAAUAUGAUGUGAUAAUUCUAGGCAUCACUAAAAUAUGCAGAUCAAGAUCUGUAUAUGCAAUCAUACUCCGCCGCCAUUUUUCGAUUACCAUUUUGAUAUUAUAUUAUCAAAACUCAACGUUUGACGAGUUGCCUGUUUAUACCUAAACACAUUAACUAUAACGAUUUAAUUAGACAAUUUAAGAAACACGCUUCUCCUAA